Molecule: messenger RNA, 4705 nt
Organism: Varroa destructor (honeybee mite)
Lineage: Eukaryota; Metazoa; Arthropoda; Arachnida; Mesostigmata; Varroidae
Product: MFS-type transporter SLC18B1-like
Biological process (GO): transmembrane transport
Molecular function (GO): transmembrane transporter activity
Source: RefSeq, a predicted model, not a curated record
UCAAAACUUCUAGUAAUCUCGUUUACUACCAGGCUUAGCGUUUCAUUUAGAAAUCUGAACGUGCUACUACGCAGUUAUUUCUCACAGACCGUAAUCAUUUACGAUGAUCUUCCAGAGGUUUCUUUCCACUUUUCUUAAUCGCUGAUCGUCGAGGCAAUUCCAGUAUCACCCAUACACAGACGAGCUUUCCGAGACGCUUGGAGAGAGUUGGUCAUCGCCGACUCGUACAUGAACGUAGAGCUUAUGGGUGAAACGGGUUGGGCUAAAAUCAUCAACUCUUAAAGUGACUCUUUUCACUGCCUGUGAGCUCCCCAUAAAUGGUCUUUCCUUGGUGUUUCGUAUUCAGCAGCUCGGCGAUUGUCAGCCUGAUUCGGGUUUGCCUUUCCUAUGACCUGGGAACCAUAUUAGAGACGCUACUUCUCUGUGCAUCUAAUCAUGACCACGAAUCUGGUGUGUAAUCUGUGUAUCGCAUUUAUCAAGUAUUCAAAGUAAUCUAUACAAAUCUGAUUGACAAAUCGAUGGUGUUAACUGGGAGCCCCACUGCGAAUGUCUGUGAACAUCAGUUGCUACUGUUUCGUAGAUAUAACGACGAGGAACAUUGAGUUCUCUGGUUACCUUCGCUGUAACUAAAUCGUGCGUUAUCAUCUUUCAAUAGUUUAAGAAUAUACGACAAGAGCAGUUGUGCCAUGACGCUGCAGCAAAAUUCAGCAUCGAAAGAUGAACGAUCCCUGCCACCUGGAAUACCUUUACCUUCGCUGGAUAAUAACUCGCGCUUAGCGUCCACAAUGCACGAAGCCAUCGAUGCAAAACGCCACUUCACCCAAAGGGAGUUUCUCAUUAUGCUGUUCCUGUCAAUAGCCUGUCUCACCGAGGGAUCGUGCUUCGCUCAUAUCAGCCCCUUUUAUGCUGAAGAACUGGAGACACGAGGGAAUAGCAAGACCCAAUACGGAAUCCUUUUUGGCUGCUACCCGUUUGUCGGUAUGUUCACUGCGCCCAUCGUUGGCAAAUUGCUGGUGAGAACAAUUCGAGCAAAGAACAUGCUUGUUUGGGGAAUGCUUCUAGACGCCCUGUUCACAAUUGCCACUGGCUUUCUCACAUGGAUUGACGGCUACCCGUUUUUCUAUUUCGGGCUAUUGCUUCGGUCCCUGCAGUCGGUGGGGUUCUCGAUGGCGUGCACCACGUUUUACGCAAUUAUCGGCGCUGAGCUUGGACCUUGGGCUCACAUCUGCCUGCCAAUUAUCGAAACCAUCUAUGGAGCCAGUGUGGUAAUAGGUCCAGCCAUUGGCGGAUUUAUGUAUGAGCGGGGAGGGUUCAAGUUACCGUUUUUCUUUCUCGGCAUAAGCACCCUCAUUACGACGUUCCUCAUCAUGGCUACAUUCCCUGUCGUUCGUAAAGGUACACAAAGUUCACGCUUCCAGUCGAGCUGUCUACUGGAUAUCCGUAUUAUACUUAACUUGCUCAUGGUAAUGUCUACCUUCAUUAUUGUGGGCUUCAACGACGCCACCCUAGCACUUCAUCUACGCCAGUUCGCCCUCUCCCCGACGAUGACAGGCUUAUCCUUUAUCAUUUGUGGAGGUUUCUAUUCGGUGUCAAGCGUUUUCUGGGGCAUUAUGUGCAAGCGAGUCAGGGACCCACGGUUCAUCGUUCUGUGUGGGGCCGUCCUGACAAACAUCGCUGUCGCCCUGGUCGGCCCGUUGCCUUUCAUUACGGUAGAGGCCACUCUUACUCUCGUGCUCGUUAUGCAAGCCUUCAUGGGUACCGGCUACGGACCGUCGUUCGUGUGCUCUUUCAUGCACAGUCUCCACGUCCUCACGACAGAAAAAGGAUUACCGGAUGAUCUCGGCACGUACGCUAUGCUCUCGGGCAUCUUUAUGCCAGCGUGUUUCUUCGGCAACGCUGUGGGCCCAGUGCUUGGGGGAAUUCUGCUUGAUUACUACGGCUAUCGACACGCUACCUUGUUGAUGUUUCUCAUCGUUUUAGCAAUGUUGCUGUUGGUGUCUGCGUCUGUCAUACACGACAAUUGUAUACGACCCAAGCGUACCGCAGAUGAGAAUAGAACUUAGAACAAGCGCGCUAUAGUUAGCACCCAACAGGAUGAACCAAAACAUGGUUAUGACAAUAAUUCAAACCUGUUAAGGAAACUUUUCGAUUAUCCUGUCAUCAAAACGAAUGGACCUAUUUUCACUAACAUGUGAAAAGGCCAGCUUAAACUACCGCUGGCUGAUAACUAGCAAGUUGAGAUUCAGACGUUCAAGCCGACAGGUAGAUUGUCGAGAUCUAGAACCCACUUUGCUUUAAGCUGGUCUUCCGAAGACGAGAGCAGACUGUAUAGAUGCAAUGUCAUAAGGCAAGCAACAACCAAGAUUAGGCUGUUGUUUAUCCUCCUUGCUUGCUACCUACUAGCAUUUUGGUAAAUUUUCAUAGCCUACUCACGACGUACGUGGGAAAAUAGAAUGUUUAAGCGGACACACAACAGGUGCAUUCGUUGUUGCCAACGCGAAAGAAACGCGCGUCCGUCCCUAGGUGAGAUCAAUACUAUCCUAAAUAAGUUCAACUUUAGUGAAAAUAAGGAAGAACGCGAUACAAAGCAACGCUUUUAACCGCAUUCUCUACCCGAUUCCUAUCCACAAUCGAGUGGAAUCUCUUCGCGGUUUUCUUAAAACCCUAUCAAUUCUAACAAAAUAUAAUCUUACAAAUGCUCUUAACUAUACAAAAUUCCGCUCGCUCGAGAAACAGAAAUAUCGAUAAAUAAGUCGUUUGUGAGAUUACAUUAACUUUAACUAAAUGCCUUCAAAUUGUCAAUAAGGAUCCUAUUUAUUAUAGCUAAAUCAGUAGCUUGCAAAAGCAAGGACGACUUAGCAAGGCGAGGCCUAAUCUAUAGGGCCCAACCAUAUGUCGCAGCGGCUUGAUUGCACUGAGUUAAUGCCACCGUUUCUAUCAAGAGUCAAUUUAUACGAUGAACAUUUGCGGACCCGAUACGAAACGAAACUAUAAAUAAUAAGUUGAUACAUUUAGAUGAGAUAGUUUCAGUAUAACUUAUUUGCGACAACCGGCCAUAAGGCCUGAUGUAAAUAGACGUUAGAAAUUAACCUAAUGUCAGCAGAUAUGCGCCCCAAUAAAUAUAUAGAUAGAACUAAAUAGUGCUAAUAUGUAUAGAUACGAUACUAGGCGUAUUUUAACUCACUAUAAAAAAAAAAACCGCAUAUUUUGGUUACGAACGUUUGUCUUCGAUUUCAUUAAAUCGCCAUUACCGCCCUGCAUCGCGGGCGUCGACCCAAGCGUUUUGGGCAUUUCUUCAUUCGAGUUCGUCGCGAUUCUGUCUGCAGUAGUAUUUUAACAACAGUGUGCGUUAUUUAGAUGUUUUUUUUUUCUUUCAAAUAACUAACACACUGCCUCGUCAGGACAACUAUAUUUUAUUCUUUUUUCGUUUUUUGUCAAAGUUUUUUCACAAAUUUCGUUCUAACAUCGACUCGAUUGGUGAUUAACGGCGAGCAUCAUGCCAACUUCUACGAGUAGCUUAAACUGACCUCCGAAUUCAACUACGAGAAAGUCAAAGCAUCUAACUUGUUAAAGGGACCUGAAAUUUGUACGUACGCGCUCAUCGUCUGACCGCGAUUUUCGUUGCAUUUGUAAUUUUCUCUUAUCAUCGCAGUUGCGCUUUUCUCUGAUCGCCGAUCGAUGGCACACGCGCCAACUUAGGCAAUAGUGAUCUAUUUAUGGAUUAUCGCUACGAUCACACCGGUUCCACAGAUGAUAUUAUCUCCCAGUUGGAAGCGACAGAUCAUUCUGCGCUCGUUUGUCCGCAGUAACCGCAGGCGAACUCGGCACCUCCACUUCUUCAAACGCUCUGUGAAUGAAACACCGUCACGUCACUCGGUUUCGAAGUACCAAAAGAAACGCCUGCAAUGAUCAGUCACUUGGCACUUUUAUAGUACUUCGUACUGCAGCAAAUACUCGUCAGCCGUCUCGACCGCAUAUGAGAUAUAGUAGGCACCGACUAUGUUAGGAAGAUAUUAGCGAUUGCAUAGUGGAAAUUAAUGUGAAGAAUUGUCGACCGUUAACAACGAUAGUUUUGCAUUUGGUGAAAUUUUGGCUCUAAGUAGAUGUCAGAGGUCAGGAUGAACUUGUCAGAAAAUUUCGGUUAGAGAUUCAAUCAGAUGUUUCAGAAGUUGAGUGAUUUUUAAGCAAUAUGUAUAUAUUUUUAACGAGUUCGAUAAUUGCUUUGGUUAAAAUGGACUUUUUUUUUUAAUCUAAAAAUAGGAGUCAACAACGCUAAAAUUUUUACUGAAGAAAAACACGAUAUUCUAUUAAAGUUAACAACAAUGAAGAUUAUGCUGAAUGAAGACAAUGAAGAUAUGCUCCUCUACUUGGUACCCUCAAAGUUUUGAAGUAUACAAGGAUGAGUAAAGCACUUGAUUUAUAACUGAAAAAUAGAAGUGAGAUGAUUUAUUGUCAAUAAACUUUAGUGUUGAGCAAAUCCUGAAGCGGGUAAAUUAUUUUCGAUGGCUUCUUGUUUUAAGCGUAAUAAGCGGAAUUACAGUGCGAGAGUGGAAAAAAAAAGGUUGAUUCUUGGUUCCUGCAUACCCCCUGAAGGGGCGCCAAUACGACUUCAGUUAGGAAAUACAGAUCCUCUCUCUGCUCUAGUGUUGGCUUACACGAAAACGAUUUAUUUAAUUGGCAUCAAUCAGACAACAUUUUCUAUACU